Molecule: messenger RNA, 2933 nt
Organism: Cuculus canorus (common cuckoo)
Lineage: Eukaryota; Metazoa; Chordata; Aves; Cuculiformes; Cuculidae
Gene: CD79B
Product: CD79b molecule
Exons: 6
Coding region: 109-789 (226 amino acids)
Biological process (GO): B cell receptor signaling pathway; B cell differentiation
Cellular component (GO): B cell receptor complex; external side of plasma membrane; membrane
Molecular function (GO): transmembrane signaling receptor activity
Source: RefSeq, a predicted model, not a curated record
UAGCUUUACCAUUUUUAGGUACAGAGGACAAUCUGGCCAGAGCAUCCUCUGUGUUUUGCAGAAGUGAGGGCUGGUGACUGGAUGAUUCCCUGCCAUUUGAACUGAAGGAUGGCUGCUCUUAGCACAAGGCUCUGGGUGCUCCAGGCAAACCUCUGGCUCAUGUCCUUGGUCACAGGUGGGAUCUCAGCAGACAAUAACAGCACCAGGAACAGCACAGAUGGUAGGUGCCCCAUGGUGCAGCAGCACCCGCGCUACGUGGCGGCCAAGAAGAACAUGCCUGUCCACUUCAUCUGCUACACCCAGGAGCCCCAUAGAAUGCAGUGGUACAAACUGGUGGAGGACAGCGAUGACCUCUACGAGCUGGAUCACAACAGCUCCCACUACAGCAUCGUGAGGAAAGACAAACUCAUUAACUUCACCAUCUUCAAGAUCACCUACAAGGACAAUGGCAUCUAUGUGUGUGACAGCAAGAACCUCACGGCGGAGAAGAAGCAGCCACACUUGUGUGGGACAGAGCUCAGAGUCAUGGGUCACAGCAAUAUCCAGCAGAUUCAGAACAGGAACACACUGAAAGAUGCCAUCAUCAUCAUCCAGUCCAUCCUGCUGGUCGUCUUUAUCAGCAUCCCCAUGCUCCUCUUCCUAGAUAAAGGUGAAAGCAAGGAAAGCCCAGAGGAGGACCACACCUAUGAGGGCCUGGAAGUGGACCAGAUGGCCACCUAUGAGGACAUCACACCUUUCCGGGAUGUGAAGGCCAAGUGGACAGUUGGGGAGCACCCAGGAGAGGAGUGAGUGGUCCUGCACCCACUACCAGGCCAGCACCAAUAGCACAGUUCGCUGCUGGCACCCUCAGGGAUGGGCCCCUCGCUCCUGCCCUGGACCACGGCUCUGACAGGUGCCUGGAUCCUGGGCUACGAUCCUGGGCUGCAAGACACCUCCAGCAGCUCUGCAUGGAGCUCAGGUCCUGCUGCCCUUGGGUACUUGCUUUGCCGCGUCCAGACUGUGACCACCAAGGCCACCCUGCCCUAGCUGUCGCUCUCACUGCCCUGCUGCUGAACCCCUUAAGCCUAUGUAGAAACUAGGAGACACCUGAAACCCUCCCAGUAGCAAACUGGCCCCAGCCCUGGGACAGACCCACACCACGAUGCUGAGCAUGGCUGAUGCGAUGGAAGUACCAGAGUGGUUGAUGAGUCUACUCCAGCCCCACCACCACUGGGAAGGAGAGAACCAGGCACAGUCACUCUCUAUCCUGCAAGGACCCUCCUAGGCUAUGAGACCACUGCAGCCCUGGCAGAGGAGCUGACGUGAGCAGCACCACGUGAGGCUUAUGAGAAGUGAAUUUUGGGCCACCAUUUAGCUCUCAAGCCAUGGGCAUGUCCAGCAGGCCAAGCUGGAAGUUGGCUGAGAUGGAGGAUCCUCCAAAAACACCUCUUCCUCCCCAAAGACUACAGGAAAGUUGAGGAGAUAACUCUUGCCCAGACGGUCUUGCACAAGGCUUGCUACUCUCCAUGCAAGAGCUGGCCCAUGUCAUGAAGACAUUCCCAUGGUGAGGGACACAUGUGACCUCAGAACCUAUAGGAAAGAUGUAAACUGUGGGACACAAUGUCCUCUUGCUUUUCCUUGUCCUAAUAAAAGUAAUGGGCAAAUUCACGUCCUGCUCCAUCCUGCUGUUCCCAGUCCGAGGAUGUCGCAUAAUCUUGAUGGCAGUGUGGGAUGCCCCUGGGAAUGAGGAGCAGCUUUUCAUAGGUUCAGUUUAGCUAAAAACCAAACUUCUUGUCAUCAGGGAUAUAAAGCUGAAAGCAGCUUUGGGGCCCUCCCAGAAGCUCUUGCCAAGCGUGCACUGGAGGACCUCCAUGGUCCCAAGACAUGGGCUUGAGAUGAGACAGAUAUUGCUAGGACCAAAGCAGGAGAACCGGGCCCAGGGCCAGGAGCUCUGCUCCCAGCUACAUCUGGUCUUGCAAGCGAAGCCAAAAAGCCAUCUGGAGAGGAACUGAGCAGCGCUAAUUGGUUUUGUUAGUAAAAACUAUCUCGGCAUGGCAGCAACAGCUGAGUGGGUGCUGGUACUCAGAGUUAUUUGGGCACCAGCAGAGCUCAGGAGGUCUGGAGAGGCAUGGCUGGCACAGCACAGUGGGUUUGGAUGGAUGAGGAAGGACCAGGGUGGGACAAGGACUGUGGGGCUGGAAGGCCAUCUCUGCAGCUCAUGACGCUUUGGGCCCUGUGGAGAGGAAGACAGGAUGGCUCUGAAGGGAGGGUAAAAUCCUGAGCCCCCGUUUCAGCAUGGAAUGGUUCUUCUUUACCACCAAACCACCUUCAUGGAAAAGUGGAAUUCAACCUAAAUAGCACAAACCCAACAUUUUAAGGUCGAUUUUCACUAGUUAAAUAAAACUACCCCGAAUUAGUUGCAUGCACACGUAUAUGAAAGUCACUUAAACACGUUUUACUUAUAGAAUUGAUUCAUUAAAGAAAGGAGAGCUCACAGUGAGAGAAGUGAACUGAUUCUUCCUGGUUUCCACAUUCAUGAAGAUUUUAGGACUAGCAGAGCUCAUCCCUUCAUCCCUUGUUUUCAGUUACAAAAUGGAAGAGGAAGGGAAGUUUUCCAGCCCUUCCCAAGCUCCCAACCACUUUCUCAGCUCUGCGUAAACAAUUUGCUUACAUGACUUAAUAAUAUGAAGAUCAGGAGGAUCUUCUGCUUGCACCUGGAGAGGAAGCCACCAAUGUCAAAAGGAGUUUCAGCAACCUCAGUUCCACUCUGCCGCUUGGCCACCCUCUCAGCCCAGGGCUUUGGUUUCCUUUCAAACUCCAGAAGCAAGUAAAUAUUUCUAUAAUGUUAGUGCUUCAUUUUAAAUGCUUAGAUUAAUGUCUAGGGAGCUGAAAACGAGGGCUUGGUUUAAUUUUAUAUUAAGAUGGGUUUGUAUUUAAAAUGCAUUUAAUGUAAA